Messenger RNA from Nilaparvata lugens (brown planthopper), 1346 nucleotides. Its product is annotated as glycine-rich cell wall structural protein 1-like. Lineage: Eukaryota; Metazoa; Arthropoda; Insecta; Hemiptera; Delphacidae. The transcript is spliced from 3 exons. The record is from RefSeq and is a predicted model, not a curated record. The coding region runs from base 130 to 1071 and encodes 313 amino acids.
CACUGAUAAUUUUUGAAAGUAUUGAAUAGGAUCAACAGAUGAUGGCCUAUAUAUGCAUUCUUUCUCUGAAUGGGUAUAUAAAUGAAAUAGUUCAAGUACGAUUCUCGAUUAGUCUUUGAGGAGGUCAUCAUGAAUACCGUCGUCAAAUUCUGUCUACUGUUGACUGCUCUGACCGAGGUCAGGUGUCAGCUGUCAGCUCCAGCCAAUGUAUACGGGCCACCAUCAGCAGGGCCAGCUGCCUCAUUCGCCCCUCCACCGUCCUUUGGCGGUGCUCCAAGUUUUGCACCAGCAGCAUCUGGGUCGUUCGCAGGUGCUCCAGUCGGAGUUGACUCCAAUGCUGGAGCUGGAGCCGGAGGUGGCUCUGCUGGAUUUGGGUCAUCAGGUCCAGUUGGGGGUGGAUCAGGUGGAUUUGGGUCAUCGGGUUCAGUUGGGGGAGGAUCAGGUGGAUUUGGGUCAUCAGGUCCAGUUGGGGGUGGAUCGGGUGGAUUUGGGUCAUCAGGUCCAGUUGGGGGUGGAUCGGGUGGAUUUGGGUCAUCAGGUCCAGUUGGGGGUGGAUCGGGUGGAUUUGGGUCAUCAGGUCCAGUUGGGGGUGGAUCAGGUGGAUUUGGGUCAUCAGGUCCAGUUGGGGUUGGAUCGAGUGGAUUUGGGUCGUCAGGUUCAGCUGGGGGUGGAUCGAGUGGAUUUGGGUCAUCAGGUUCAGCUGGGAGUGGAUCGGGUGGUUUUGCUGCAUCAAGUCCUGGAUUUGGUGUAGCUUUUGCUCCAGGAGUUGUUGGCGUAUCAUCUUUUGCUCCAGCAGCAGCUGGUGGGUUCGCUCCAGCUCCUGGUCCAGGAUUUGCUGCCGCUCCAGCAGGUGCUUUUGCUCCAGCAGGUGGAUUUGCUCCACCACCAGGCCCAGGAUUUGCUCCACCAGUUGGUCCCGCAUUCGCCCCAGCUGGCCCCUUUGCUGUUGCAUCCCCUGUAUCAGCUGCCCCUGUUUUUGGACCCCCUGCUGGUCCUGCUUUUGGACCUCCAGUUCCUCCCUCACCAACCUAUGGACCUCCUCAGUCUCUGGCACGGUUUUUCAGAAAAUAGAGAGCCCAGUGCAGCAUUCAUAUGGGUGUCGAUUGAAGAGAGAGUCUCAAUCCAGGAUUUUCAUCAGGAUCGAUGUCAAUCUUUUGUGACAUCCUUGUGGAAGGAAGGAAUGGCUCUUGUUCGAGGAGAAGAAUUUUAAUGGGAUAGAGACUUAUUUUUGUAAUAAUAUACUUAAUACUAAAUGAAUUGAUAUGCUAUUUGUAGAUAUAAAUUUGUAGAAUUUCACUUUUUGAUACUGACAGUGGAUUUUGUAACAAUAAACUUGAUUAAUAUUG